AUGGUUGUGUAUUUGGCGUACUUGCGCCUGUUUCGAGAGUACUUGACUGUGAAUGUGCUUGGCAGUGGCUUCAGCGACUAUGUGUGGGCGGACGAGCGUGGGCUGUGGGGGACUGACCGACUGACGCGGGCGCUGCAGCGCGAGACGGGCAAGAGACUUGGAGUGGAGCUGCACACGCUCGACUACCGGCACACCGCUGUCGGCAUCAGGAGGGAGAAGGUAGGGCCGGCGUUCGGCAAGGGCUAUCAGGACAAGAUGGGUGAGGUGGAAGAGGCUGAGGUAGACGAAGGAGAGGAGGACUUGAUAGAGCUGCAGAACGCGCGGACAACGGCGAUAGGGGUGAGCAACUACAGCGUGCUAAUUGACAUUGUGAAGCAUCUCAGCGCGCGCUCAAUUGAAGCGUUCCAGACGCUCAGCAACGCGUGGCACAGCUUCUUAGGGCUAGAGAAGCCAAUGUGGACGCGAGCAGACGAGCGAAGAAGCAACAGCGUAUUAACAAUAAUAGCAAAGACAAAGAAGAAGAAGAAGGAGAAGAGGAGGAGGAGGAGGAGGAGGAAGAGGAGGAAGAGGGGGGCAGAGAGUUUGUACGGCAACAGAGACUGUUCUAACUUUAGGUUGGUUAAGCAAGAGCAGGCACUGCACGCGGUGAUGGACAGGCAGACGCUGCUGGUGGUUGUGCUGCUGACGGGCGGAGGCAAGAGCUUGCUGUUCAGCGUGCCGGCUUGCUUGACAGACGCUGGGGUGACGGUGGUCGUGGUGCCGUAUCGAGCGCUGAUGGAGGACUUGGUGAGCCGCAUGCAAAAGUGCGGCAUCGACUGCAUUGAGUGGAAGUACAGAGAGAGCAACCUAGCGAGCGUGGUUGUG
Molecule: messenger RNA, 864 nt
Organism: Didymella exigua CBS 183.55
Lineage: Eukaryota; Fungi; Ascomycota; Dothideomycetes; Pleosporales; Didymellaceae
Exons: 3
Biological process (GO): double-strand break repair via homologous recombination
Cellular component (GO): nucleus; cytoplasm; chromosome
Molecular function (GO): four-way junction helicase activity; 3'-5' DNA helicase activity; nucleic acid binding
Source: RefSeq, a predicted model, not a curated record